GACUGUGUUUAUGCCAUCAAUGUCUCCGACAGUCAGUGGUUCACCGUUCCUCAAGCCCUUCUUUCUGAAGACGCCAGUCAGUGUGGUCAGCCCCCUGCGACAGAGACGACACACACUGCCUGCCAGUGAGUUCAGGAACCUCACGCCACAGGAUGCCAUCAGUGUGUUUGAGAUUGAGAGAGAAGCAUUUGUCUCUGUGUCUGGAGAGUGUCCACUUACCCUGGAUGAAGUGCUUAACUUCCUGGGUCAGUGCCCUGAGCUGUCGCUGGGUUGGUUUGAGGAGGGACAGCUGGUAGCUUUCAUCAUUGGCUCUGGCUGGGGCAAAGAGAGGCUUUCACAGGAGGCAAUGACUCAGCAUGUCCCAGACACCCCCACUGUGCACAUCCAUGUGCUGUCAGUUCACCGACACUGUCGCCAGCAAGGCAAGGGCUCCAUCCUCUUGUGGCGCUACUUGCAGUACUUGCGCUGUGUGCCUGGCCUCCGCCGAGCUCUGCUGAUUUGCGAAGACUUCCUGGUGCCCUUCUACCUCAAGGCCGGCUUCAAGAAGAAAGGGCCGUCAGCCAUCUCCGUCUCCAGCAUGCACUUUCAAGAGAUGGAGUACAUGCUCGGUGGGCAGGCAUACGCACGGCGGAACAGUGGCUGCUAG
This is a messenger RNA of Chelmon rostratus (copperband butterflyfish), 646 nucleotides long. It is a transcript of the gene aanat2, whose product is annotated as arylalkylamine N-acetyltransferase 2. Gene Ontology annotation, molecular function: aralkylamine N-acetyltransferase activity. The transcript has 4 exons. NCBI's taxonomy places the organism in Eukaryota, Metazoa, Chordata, Actinopteri, Chaetodontiformes, Chaetodontidae. Bases 11 to 646 code for a protein of 211 amino acids. Gene Ontology annotation, cellular component: cytoplasm. The record is from RefSeq and is a predicted model, not a curated record. Gene Ontology annotation, biological process: circadian rhythm; response to light stimulus.